Messenger RNA from Astrephomene gubernaculifera, 1900 nucleotides. Lineage: Eukaryota; Viridiplantae; Chlorophyta; Chlorophyceae; Chlamydomonadales; Astrephomenaceae. The record is from the annotation of a GenBank genome assembly.
UGGUGAUAAGCGGAUGGCUGUAGUCUUAUGUUACCUUCUCUAUCGCCCCGUUUCCCUAUAAACCCCGCCGGGUUUCGUAUUUGAACACUUGCAAGGAUUGAGCAACUAGCGACUGUGCUGAUCGUUCUUUAUAUGCGAAACCUCAUUAGUACUGUCAUAUAGCUGGACAGGACGAUGAGUCGUCAGCAACAUCGGCAAGCCGGCAUCUGGCCUCAACUGCAGCCAGAGCUUGCAGAGCGUAUCAUCAGUUUCCUGUCGCCCAACGAGGUCGCCUGCACCGUACGGCUGAUCAACAAGGCCGCGGCCGCGCAGUUCAGUGGCCCUCGCUACACCACCGUGAAGCUAUCCUCGCCCGUGCCUCACCACGCCUUUCAGCGGCACUGGAGCCGUCCUGGUGUCACGCGGAGCCUGACACUCAAACAGCGAGAGCAGCUGGUCUGCCUGACAGCCCGCAGCGGCAGCAUUCCAAACCUGGAGGCAGCCGUUGCAAGCACGGGACUCCUUUCCAUAGCCUCGUCAUACGAGGCUGUGUUGCCCGCUGCUGCUGCUGCGGGGCAGCUGGAGAUGUGUCAGUGGCUGCAGCAGCGGAAUUGCCUUGAAGGGUCAGCCCUGGAGGACGCCGCAGGCGCCGGACACCGAGCCAUCUGCGAAUGGGGCCUGGCAAACGGCUGGGACCGGGACUUGAACGUCAAGAAGGCGAUGUGUGCUGCUGCCCAAGGAGGUCAUGUGGAGCUAAUGGAAUGGCUGCUGCAGCAGCAGCUGCAGCAGCGGCCCAACGGUAACCUGAUUCCGUCUGACUUGGUGGACUUGUUGGAGGCUGCAGCACAGGGCUGCGAAUUGGCGAUUGUGGUGGAGCUGACACAACGGCUGCAAGGCCAACUGCUGCUGGACAAGGAAGAUGUGAACACUUGCUCCAUUGUGGCAGCCGCAGCCGGCAGCCCCACACCCGACUGGCAGGCCAAGGUGGAGUGGCUGGAGGCACGGGGCUUCCCCCGCUCGAGUUAUGUCGCCAACUGGGCAGCUUCCUGCCCGGAGGCCCUUGACCGCCUGAUGUGGCUGCGAGAGAGGGGCUAUCCCUUCACGGAAAGGGCAGCCGAGGCAGCGAUCAACAAUAACCGCGUGGAAGCCCUGGAGUUCCUAUUGGAUUGCGACAUCGAGCCGGACGAUGGAGAGGAUUACAAUGCAGCAUCUGAUGGACACCUGGACAUCUUGAUCCUGCUGAAUGAGUACGGAUAUGAAGUGGGAAAUUUUAUCGGCGUUGCCGCCCAGGGUGGACACUUGGCUGUGGUGGUAUGGCUAUCGGAGCUGCUGGGGAGGGAGGCGCUGCAGAAAAGCCGCAACAUGCGGGCAGCAGUCCUGUCGGGCAACCUGGAGCUGAUGGGGUGGCUGCGGGAGCGGGGGUGCCGCUGGGCAGACGACAUGUACACGGUUGCUGCUGGGUCGGGCUGCGAGGAGGCGCUGGAGUGGCUGGUGGAGCAGGGCUGCCCCAUGCAGGAUGACGGUGUACCCUGCCUGGUGGCUGCCCUCCAAAAUGACGUCAACAUGCUGCGCUGCCUGCGGCGGCUGGGCUGCCCCUGGGGCCCGCACGGGUGGGUUUUCGCCAAAUGCAUCGAGGAUGGCGGUGACACAGCGGUGCUGCGCUUGCUUCUGGAUGAGGGGUGCCCGGUGGACUGGCUGCGGGUGAUGGAGCCGGCUUACCAGAAGGCCUCUAAGGGGUAUCAUGAGGCGGUGCAGCUGUGGAAUUGGUUAUGUGCCAAUGGUGGUAGUGAGUGGUGGCAGCGGGAGGGGUAUGCACAAGUGAUGGGGGCUAUGCAGUUUCAGCAGCUGUUGUUCGAGUAAGGAUGGAGGUGACGAGGGUGACGGCAAGGGGGUGACGAUUGGGAAAGGAAGACUGUUGGGG